AUGGGCUACGACAUCGUCCAUCGCCCAGUCGAGGCCUUGGCGAGGGUCGAGAGGACGACUCGCCCUGGACCAUUCGAGGGCAACAGCGCCUUCAACUUCAACUUCGAGAAGAAGAAGAAGAACAACAACGUCGAGUCGGCUCGUCCCGGACCUCUCAACGUCAAUGACAUCUUCGUAAUCUUCUGCAACAAGAUCAAGAACAAAAACAAAGAGAACAGCAUCGACAGCAACUCGUUCGCGACCCUCGAGCAGGACGUCGCGCACGGCCUGGCCCGCGGCUUCGCGACUCAGGUCGAGGCCGAGGCCGAGUUGAGCUCGCACAAGGGCUUGACAUCAUCAUCGGUCAAGCGGCACCUCGGGGCCUUCCUCCACUCGGCCCUCCCGUCGAGGCCCACACUCCCCUCGUCGUGGCCAUCGGUUGAGGUGGUGCCCUCGUGGGCUACGACUACCACUCUAUCGUCAGCGCUGGCGGGAGUCGUCACCAACAUCGUGGUGCCGCGGUGGGUGGCGGUGUUCGCGGCGCAGCUGGUCGGAAAUGAGCUGCUCUACGCGGUCUACCUGUGGGCCACGAAGGACUCGCUUCCCCCCCCACCCCCUUGCCCUCGCCCCGUUCCCGGCCCCAGCCCGCCGCCACACCACCACCAUCACGCCCCUGGCCCGGCCCUGACGCUUCGCCGCUUCGUGAACGCAGCGCUCCGUCGCGGGCACAACGUCACAGGCCAGCCUGCCGCCGCUGCCGUGGCCGUGUUCCAGGCCCCUGUGGUCGUGGCCGUGCCCCAGCAGCCCGCCGCCGCCGCCGUGUUCCAGGCCGCCGUGGUCGUGGCCCAGCAGCCCACCACCGUGCACCAGGCCGCCGUGGUCGUGGCCCUGUCCCGGCAGGCCGCCGUCGCCGUCGCCGUGCUCCAGGCCGCCGUGGUCGUGGCCAUGACACAGCAGGCUGCCGCCGAGACCGCCGCGGCCAGAGAGAGGGACGCGGGCCUGAGAGCGCACAUCGCUUAG
Acanthamoeba castellanii str. Neff is the source of this 999-nucleotide messenger RNA. RefSeq lists its product as uncharacterized. The record is from RefSeq and is a predicted model, not a curated record. NCBI's taxonomy places the organism in Eukaryota, Discosea, Longamoebia, Acanthamoebidae. Bases 1 to 999 code for a protein of 332 amino acids. The transcript is spliced from 2 exons.